Cryphonectria parasitica EP155 is the source of this 1492-nucleotide messenger RNA. RefSeq names its product Metallo-dependent hydrolase. Gene Ontology annotation, molecular function: hydrolase activity, acting on ester bonds. The coding region runs from base 263 to 1492 and encodes 409 amino acids. The transcript has a single exon. NCBI's taxonomy places the organism in Eukaryota, Fungi, Ascomycota, Sordariomycetes, Diaporthales, Cryphonectriaceae. The record is from RefSeq and is a predicted model, not a curated record.
GAAUAAGGCACCAUUGAUGCUCCUGCGUCUUGAGACAUGGUACUCUGCUUGGAUCGUGGCAGGCGUGACGUCAAAUUGGGCCCUCGGAUUUCCGCAAAUGCGGACAGACUUCCAACUCAAUCGCGCUUGCGCGACCCGUGCCUUCCAUUGAAGAAUAUAUGACAAUUUAGGGCUGACACAGCAUUUAGUGCACCGCAUCACCUUCUCAAAAAGCUUCUUAGCAACGACAUCAGGUACUGGAGCCACUCUGACACCAAUCAACAUGGCAUCAGUGGAGGAGCCCUUCCCAUGGGAUCUGGGCAUAUACGACGCCCACUGCCACCCCACAGACACUAUGGCCACAAUCUCCAGCAUAGCAGAAACUAUGCAGGCUCGCACCCUGACCGUCAUGGCCACCCGCUCCCAGGACCAGGAACUGGUCGCUCAGCUCGCUGGACAAUACGGCGUCAGGAGCCCCGAGGCCCUCGCCUCGAGCUCUCCCCAGCUGGAAAGAGUCAUACCUGCCUUUGGCUGGCACCCCUGGUUUUCCCACCAGAUCUACGACGACCUCACUUCAUCCUCGGCCGAUAAGGAUGCGUCCAAUAUCCCGUCCCCAGAUGAUUCAGAAGCUGUCAAAUGGAGACACUACAAUGCCGUGCUCGUUCCCUCGCCUGAGAGCAAGGACGACGAGGGGUUCAUCAACGACCUCCCUACCCCGUACCCGCUCUCAGCCCUGCUUUCACGCAUGCGUACACACCUGGAGCAGCACCCUCUUGCCCUCGUCGGCGAGAUUGGACUGGACAAGGCCUUCCGCCUGCCAAGCCAUGGCCCGGCGCGGGACGACGGCAUGACGCCCGGCCGAAGGAACGGCCAGAGCUUGUCGCCAUACCGGGUCAGCAUGGCCCACCAGAUCCUCAUCUUCAAAGCGCAGCUCCACCUGGCCGGCGAGCUGGGAAGGGCCGUCAGCGUGCACGGCGUACAGGCGCCGGGGCCGUUGUACGAGACAUUGCGGUCGACCUGGAAGGGCCACGAGAAGAGGGUCGUGUCGAGGCGAGAGCGCAAGAAAAUUGCCGAGGGCGUAAACGAGGACUUCUCGUCUUCCUCCUCGGGCGAAGAGGAGGAAGACGCUGUGCGGCCGAGAGUGCGGAGGAGGAAACCAAAACCAUUUCCGCCGCGUAUCUGUCUCCACUCGUUCAGCAGCGGCGUUCAGACUCUAAGGCAGUAUGUCGAAGACAGGAGUAUCCCGGCCAAGAUUUUCUUCUCGUUUAGCCACCUGGUCAACUACUCAACCGGCGCACACGAGCACGCCAGGAAGAAGCACAUCGCGGACGACGUCGUUCGGGCGUGUCCCGACGACCGCAUACUUCUAGAGAGCGAUCUGCACACCGCUGGGACCGAAAUGGACAGCAUGCUGGAGCAGAUCUACAGGUCAGCCUGCGCUGCCAAAGGCUGGGAUCUGCGAGACGGCGCUGAGCGGGUAAAAAGGAACUACGAGGAGUUCAUCAUCGGAUGA